AUGGACAGUAACUUCCGAUUAUCAUUUUUACUCGCAUACAUUCUUCUAAAUAUCAUCAAUGUGGUACAAACAGUUCCACACGGUUAUUUAUUAGGGUCGACCUAUAUACCUGGAGCAACAUCAAACUCCUUAUGUAAAAUUGAUCCAUUGACUGGAAAGUUUUCAACACUUGCUGCAUUGGACGAUUACAAGGCUUAUGAUGUUACCUACGACUUUAUUCAUAAGGUUUUCUAUGUCUUUGGUAGCAGAGCAUUUGUUAACCGCGAUACAGCAGAUCUUUCGGUACUUGUGGUUAAUCCAUUCAAUGGUACACAACAAUACCGACCACUUCCCACUGAACCAUUUGUUGACUUAUUUGGUUUACGUGUUGAUAGUAGUACAGGAAAAUUGUAUACAUUACGAAUGAGUGACGUUGAAGAUGAUCCUGUAAGUAUCAUACAAAUAGACCCUGUAGAUUUCAAAGUUAAACGAUGGGUUAAUAUUACAAAAUCCACUGGUGUACAACCUAAUUCAAUGACCAUAUUUUACAAUGCAACAGAUCAUCGAUACUUCGUGACAGUGGCAUCCGAGUCUUUCGAUAAUGCACUUGUAGGUAUUGAUGUCGUGCGUCGCAAAGAAAUCAGUCGAAUUGUUAAACACAGUUUACCAGCUUAUUUAUGUUACGAUAAUAUAACAAACGCUUUUUAUGGUAUACAAGAAACGGAAGGCAAGCGUGGUUGUCGGUUAAUCCGUUUGAAUCCCUACAAUGGUACAAUGGAAGUUUUAUCUCAUGAUUUUAAUGAUUAUUUAGCAUCGACUGGAACUUGUUAUGAUGGAUUUUAUUUUACAAUGAUUGUGAAAAAUCUCAAUACGCAAAAAAUAGUGACAUUCGAUUUGACAAAUCAUGGCAAAAUUGUAGCGAGCAAUCCAGCGGAAAGCUACUUAGAUGCAUUCGCAUUUGUUCCUAUUUAA
Adineta ricciae is the source of this 951-nucleotide messenger RNA. Lineage: Eukaryota; Metazoa; Rotifera; Eurotatoria; Adinetida; Adinetidae. The record is from the annotation of a GenBank genome assembly.